UGAAGAGUUUGCGCUCAUUAGGAAUAGCAGUGCGUAGAACUUAGAAACCAACUCCAAACUCCAAACUCCAAACUCCGAACUCUAAACACCCAAGAGAAGUUAGGGUUCAGAGUCACUACUCAGAAUCAUCAUCAGAUUAACCGAAAAUGGACGCUUACGGUGGUUACUUGGUCGAUGAGAAAGCCGUUAGGGUUGAAAAUGCUUUCUUAGAUUUUCUCAAAAGUUUUAGAUCCGGACAACGUAACGAACUAUAUUACGAAGCGGAAAUUGAAGUGAUGAGAGCCAACGAGUCUAACACCAUGUUCAUUGAUUUCGAUCACGUUAUCAGAUUCAGCGAUCUCCUUCAGAAAGCUAUUUCAGAUGAAUAUUUGAGGUUUGAACCUUACUUGCAAAACGCCUGCAAGAGGUUUGUUAUGGAGCUCAAGCCAACCUUUAUUUCUGACGAUAAUCCUAACAAGGACAUCAAUGUUGCCUUCUACAACAUUCCAAUUGUCAACAGGUUAAGGGAUUUGGCUACAUCAGAGAUCGGAAGACUUGUAUCCGUGACAGGAGUGGUAACAAGGACAAGCGAGGUUCGGCCAGAGCUUCUCCAAGGGACUUUCAAGUGCCUGGACUGUGGUGGGGUUAUAAAGAAUGUUGAACAACAAUUCAAGUAUACUGAGCCAACAAUAUGUCCAAAUGCUACCUGUAACAAUAGAACAAGGUGGGCACUGCUGCGUCAAGAGAGCAAAUUUACUGAUUGGCAAAGGGUCAGAAUGCAGGAGACGUCCAAAGAGAUACCUGCCGGCUCUCUGCCUAGGUCUUUGGAUGUUAUUCUUCGUCAUGAGAUUGUGGAACAUGCCAGGGCUGGUGACACGGUGAUUUUUACUGGCACUGUAAUUGUCAUACCUGAUAUAAUGGCAAUGGCGUCCCCUGGAGAGAGAUCAGAAUGUCGAAGGGAAGCCUCUCAACGCAAGGGUUCUUCGUCAGGAAAUGAAGGUGUGAGGGGCCUUAAGGCUUUGGGUGUCAGAGACCUCUCCUAUCGUCUAGCGUUUAUUGCCAACUCCGUUCAGAUUUGUGACGGUCGAAGAGAAACGGAUAUCAGGAAUAGAAAGAAGGAUUCAGACGAAGAUGAUCAGCAAUUUUCCGCACAGGAAUUGGAUGAAGUUCAACGAAUGAGGAAUACUCCAGAUUUCUUCACCAAACUUGUUGAGAGUGUUGCACCAACUGUUUUUGGUCAUCAAGAUAUAAAACGAGCAAUCCUUCUAAUGCUUAUGAGUGGGGUCCACAAAUCUACUCAUGAAGGCAUUAGCCUUAGAGGGGACAUUAAUGUUUGUAUUGUUGGAGAUCCUAGCUGUGCAAAGUCUCAAUUUCUUAAGUAUACUUCUAGCAUUGUUCCAAGAUCUGUGUAUACAUCUGGGAAAUCAUCAUCUGCUGCUGGUUUGACUGCAACUGUUGCCAAGGAACCAGAAACUGGGGAGUUUUGUAUUGAGGCUGGUGCUUUGAUGCUUGCUGACAAUGGCAUUUGCUGCAUUGAUGAAUUUGACAAGAUGGACAUCAGAGAUCAGGUUGCUAUUCAUGAGGCCAUGGAACAACAAACAAUUAGUAUCACUAAAGCAGGAAUACAAGCAACACUCAAUGCUCGUACAUCCAUUCUUGCUGCUGCUAACCCUGCUGGAGGACGAUAUGAUAAGUCUAAACCACUUAAGUACAAUGUGGCUCUUCCACCGGCUAUACUUUCAAGGUUCGAUCUUGUAUACAUUAUGAUUGAUGACCCAGAAGAAGUUACAGAUUAUCACAUAGCACAUCAUAUUGUGCGAGUUCAUCAAAAGCAUGAAGAUGCACUUGCUCCAACGUUCACUACGGCAGAACUGAAGCGUUAUAUAGCAUAUGCAAAAACUCUUAAACCAAAGCUCACGUCAGAUGCAAGAAAAUUGCUGGUAGACUCUUAUGUUGCUCUCCGUAAGGCUGAUACAAAUCCUGGCAGUAGGGUUGCGUAUCGUAUGACAGUUAGGCAGUUGGAGGCUUUAAUCAGGCUGUCGGAAGCCGUUGCACGGUGUCAUUUGGAUAAUCAGGUACAACCUCGUCAUGUACGUUUAGCAGUAAAACUGCUGCAAACAUCCAUAAUAAGAGUGGAGUCCAGUGAGAUUGAUCUGUCUGAGUUUCAAGACGAAGACAGAGACGAAGACUUGGGCACUGGUGAUGGAAAUGAUAAUAAUAAUAAUAAUAAUGAUGAUAAUAAUAAUAAUAAUAAUAAUAAUAAUGAUGAUGCUGAUGGUCAAGCUGGAAACUCUACUGCCGAGCAAGCCGCUAGAACUAGUGAAAAACCAGCAGAUGGACCUAACCCACAAGGGAAGAAACUUAUAAUAAGUGAUGAAUAUUUUCAGAGGAUUACCAGGGCCCUUGUCAUGUGUCUUAGACAGCACGAAGAGUCUGUGAUGCGAGAAGGAAGCGGUUUGGCUGGGAUGAGGCAACGAGAUUUGAUUAAAUGGUAUGUAAACCAGCAAAAUGAGAAAAAUGUUUACACUUCAAUGGAGGAGGCGUCAGCUGAAAUUUCCAAAAUUAAAGCAAUUAUUGAGAGUUUAAUUCGAAGAGAGGGGCAUUUGAUAGUGGUGGAUGAUGGUAGGCAAGCAGCAGCAGAAGCAGCUGGAGCAGAGCAAUCCGCGUCUGCAGCUAGAAAUGAUAGAAUUUUGGCUGUGGCUCCUAAUUAUGUCAUUGAUUGACAGCCUAGUAAGGAUGAAAGAAAUUGGUAAGCACUUCAUUUCGCAGGCGCAAUACUCCAGUGACUUGAUGGUUCCAUUUGUCUUGAGCUGCAAGCUGUUUACUUUAGACUGUAUUAGUAAUGCCGGAAAAUUGGUGUGUCGCCCAAUUAAUGCAUCUGUAUCUAUAUUUUAUUUAUCACCAAAGAGCGAACCGGUUGGAAACUUUGUUGGUCCUCAGUCCUCACCCCAUUAGAAAGUUUGAGAAUGUUCGGAUUAUAUUAGAUUGUAAAUGAUGUUUGCAAUAUUGACGACAUUUACAGGUUGGACUCGUUUAAGAGUUGAACGAUGUUUAUUUACGUUCACUUGAUUAUUUUCAGUUCUGUACUACUUUAGUAAUGAUCGGACGGUCAAUCUGACUAUUCAACAUUGUAUUUUAGGUAUAUUUUUUGUUCGAAUAUUAAAAGGAUUAAAUUA
Messenger RNA from Cicer arietinum (chickpea), 3155 nucleotides. RefSeq names its product DNA replication licensing factor MCM6. Gene Ontology annotation, biological process: DNA replication initiation; double-strand break repair via break-induced replication; mitotic DNA replication. Lineage: Eukaryota; Viridiplantae; Streptophyta; Magnoliopsida; Fabales; Fabaceae. The record is from RefSeq and is a predicted model, not a curated record. Gene Ontology annotation, cellular component: nucleus; MCM complex. Gene Ontology annotation, molecular function: ATP binding; single-stranded 3'-5' DNA helicase activity; single-stranded DNA binding.